Messenger RNA from Dioszegia hungarica, 1872 nucleotides. RefSeq lists its product as uncharacterized. The transcript is spliced from 3 exons. Bases 1 to 1872 code for a protein of 623 amino acids. The record is from RefSeq and is a predicted model, not a curated record. Lineage: Eukaryota; Fungi; Basidiomycota; Tremellomycetes; Tremellales; Bulleribasidiaceae.
AUGCCGAGCGAUAUCUCAACCCUCCCACUACCCCUUUCACCCCCUCAUCCAUCCGACCGCCUCUCUCCUCUCGCCAUCGAGCUCCAAGAGCGUAUCAUCAGCCGCCUCGACCGCUCAUCGAUCGCCAGGAUCGCGCGUGUAGCUCGGUGCCUCACGAAGGUCGCAACGAAACAACUAUGGCUACACCUCGAGCUUGGCCUCGUCCAAAAGGGUGACGAGCGGCUGUGGCCGUUGCCAAAGAAGAACCUAUGCGACGAUAGGGAUCGGCUGGCGUAUAACUACCGCGUGAGGGGACACGCCGAGAUGGAGGCGGCGACUAAGAGCUAUAGUGCGAGACUCGAGCGGCAGAUGGAUGAAGUCAUCAACCAGGCGGAUGAGGGGAAGUUGACGUCGGUCCGAAGCUUCAGGGCGAUGACGGCGUACAAGACUGGGCCGGCUUUUCUCAAAUUGCUCUUGCCUAUGGCUGCCACACUUCUCAGCUUGACGCUGGUCGCGCCGGCUGUAGCAUUGGACUUUAUCAACUACUAUGACGGCGACGAUCACAUCAACCGCUUCAUUCUCCUUGGCGAGCUCGGAUCCAAGUUCAGUAAGCUCGGCCACCUGGAGAUCGGUCCGUACGCUAUCGACCGGCCGGCGUACUUAGCAUAUCUCAUGCGGAUAGCACCCAACCUCACUACGCUGGACAUCACGCUAGACCACCAGGUAGCUGAUACGCUCCACACCUGGGCUAGCCUCCCAGAGUGCGCCACACGUCCCUCGGCUGGUCACCUGAACCAUGUUCGGCAACUACGCAUCGCCUGGAUCGAGGACUUGCAUGAGACCAUACACCGCGGUUCCGGCGGCUGCAUCCUGCCCCUUCUCCAAAACAGCCCGGAGCUCCGACAGCUCCACAUCGUUAGCGUCCAGGACCCCAUGCCUCUCAACAUGCCCAUCCUCCCGGACGUGCUCGCCGCUCUACGCGGACGGCGAUGCCGAAACCUCGAGGACCUCCAAUGGCCGGGCGUCUGGUCAUACGAUGCCCCUACGCGUGAACCGGGCGAUGAGAUUUAUGACCGGUUAUACUUCUCCCCUCGCGAUGCGGGAUCCGUGGCCGAGGCGGAUGAGGGAUCUUCGGAUGACGGAACGGAGGAGGCGCAAGAUGAAUCAGAGGCGGAGCUACUGCGGAGGUUUCCGCAGGUGAGGAUGCUGGUGCUGAAGCCUGGACUACCUGAAGACAUGCACAAGAUCUGGCCCGAGAGUGCCAAUCCGGAAGUCCUCAGCCUGGAUUCGCCCGCACACGAAGCUCUCCACUACGCCAACUUCAACCCCACCUCUCCCUUCUCCUCUUCUACCACCACCCAAUCAUCCCAUAUCCUUGGCAUCCGCCCUGACCUCGCUCACCGCAUCCGAGACACCCCUCGCCUCCUCCAUAUCCACUUUGGCGCAGACGAACCCGCGGUACACGACCUCGACCUCUUUGAUCAGCUCCGCAUCAUCGAGGCUCGCGACGAGUGCACCUUCCGCAUCAGCUCAUACCGGCACGGCGGACAAGAGCUCCUCCACCUGCGUCUCCGGACGCAGUGGACGGAGGUCUCGGAUGUCGAGCGCGGGAAGGGGGUGCCAGUGCAGCUGGCUGAUAGCUGGCGCACUCUGAGCUAUACCGCUUCGGAUGGCUCAGAGCGGAUCAAGCUCUUUGUCAAAGGCGACGAGUACAAGGUGGUACAUUUGACGGAUCUGGAUGGGCAGGCGGUACCGAUGGAGGGGAUCUCGGAGAUGAGGGAGGCGGAGGGGAUAAGCGAGGAGGCGUGGGCGGCCAGAGGCGUGGAGAUCGGUGCGGCAGCUUGGGCGAUCCUAGGGAGGUGGAAGGAGACGGAGCCGGACGCACGGGUGUAG